UUGUUUUGUUCUAGUGACCUUCAAGUUGUCAUCCUGGAGUUUCCUACAUUGUUUCUAUUAAUUGCCAGUAGGAAACAUGUCAAAUAUGUUGUUGGUUCACUCUCUCUUUCAGGGAAGUAAACAUUAAAAGUCUGCGUUCUGUGCUUUCCCUGUGGUUGAUUUUUCCUUUGUGUUCUUCCUUGUUGCACCUGUUUGACUGACAGGCCAGAUAAGAUCUCAUAGUGGCUCAUUUUUUUGGACAUAUGUACUUCUGUAUACGUAUGUGUGGAAAAUCCUGUAUCUGUAUCCUGUAUGUCCAACCCUUUAAAUAGAGACACUGUCUCACAACUGGCACAUUUCUCAUCUGACUUGCUCUGAGACGCUCACACACACCGACAGAGAUGAUGACUCGCAUUUCAGCUACAGUGAUCGUGCUGUUGGUUGCAGCUCUCAGUGUACUCUGUACAGAUGCUUCUGCUUUGUCAUGUUGUAGGAAGUAUACGAAAGGAAAGAUACCAAUGGCAAUUAUUAAAGGAUUUUCCAUUCAGACCAUGAUGAGAAACUGCCACAUUGAUGCUGUCAUAUUACACACAAAAGGAGGCAGGAACAUUUGCACAGACCCCUCCAAACCCUGGGUGAUGGACAUUAUCCGUAAACUGAGGGAGAGAGUGCAAGUAAUCAGCAGAAAACAUUCAAAGGACUAACUUUACAACUUCUGUGGUUACACAGAUGUUACUACAAGAAAAAUUCUUUAUGGAGGAGGAUCUGUUUCUUUAUGAAAUUUACAUAUUUACUCUGCAUAUUUUUAUAUGCCUGUUAUUUUAUACUGUGUUGCUAUUUAAUUAACUGCAUUAAAAUUAAUUUUCUAUGUAAAGAGAAAAUCUGCCUUUUGUAUUUAAUUGAUGUUCUUAUA
Messenger RNA from Carassius carassius (crucian carp), 892 nucleotides. RefSeq names its product chemokine (C-C motif) ligand 20a, duplicate 3 (gene ccl20a.3). The record is from RefSeq and is a predicted model, not a curated record. The transcript has 4 exons. Gene Ontology annotation, molecular function: chemokine activity; CCR chemokine receptor binding. Gene Ontology annotation, biological process: cellular response to tumor necrosis factor; G protein-coupled receptor signaling pathway; positive regulation of GTPase activity. Gene Ontology annotation, cellular component: extracellular region. Lineage: Eukaryota; Metazoa; Chordata; Actinopteri; Cypriniformes; Cyprinidae. The coding region runs from base 381 to 683 and encodes 100 amino acids.